AAGAUGCGUACAAAUGCGCGGGACAAAAAGAAAGAAAAAAAAAAGGCUCCGGAAAUUUGGUUUGUGGGUAAAUAGGCAGAAACGAAGCCACAACAUUUGGGAGCAAAAUCCUGCUAUUUUUCCGCUUUCCUGUCCAAUAAUACGUCUGAUUUACGUCUGCAACUGUAAUAUGUUGCGGUCGAAGUCCUGCUGAUAGUGUGGAAAACGACAGUAGGCUUCGCUCGUGUAUCGAAACAGGUUCAACUGAGGAAACUCCGCAGCCUCCCUCUCUGGUGAUCAGGCAGCUGCUGCAGACUACGGAACUACAGAACAACGCCACAACGCGCUGCGAUAUGGACCCGUCCUUGUACUAUAAUCCGGGCAGUCAGCUGGUACCAGUACGGACUCCUUUGAAAACUCUCACCCCAGGAACCAUAAUUGAAUUGCAUGGCCGCAUCCACAAUACCAAAAGGUUUGCCAUCAACCUGGAAACCAGAGAUGGUGACAUAGCACUUCACAUCAACCCUCGUUUUGACUGCAGCCACGUAGUGCUAAACUCGUUUCGCAGCGGAAAUUGGGAGGCAGAAGAAUAUGGCCCUCUAACUCUUGUGCAAGGACAGGAGUUCUCUUGCUUGAUUCUGGUGGAAAAAAUGGAAUAUAAGGUGGCAUUUAAUGGGCGUCAUGUGGCCUCGUUCAAGCAUCGUCUGCUCUUCUCUCUCGUUACUGUACUGACAGUAGAGAGUGGCAUUACAUUACACAAGGUGGAACAGAAACCUCCUCUGGAUGUGCCUCCUACAAUGGAAGUAGGACCAGCUAUCCCACCUGGAAUCGCUCCGGCCAUGCCCAUAGGGGGAGGAAUGCCUCCUAUGAUGCCACCGCAGCCUACAAUGCCAGUGAUGCCUGCCACUGUACAAGAGCCAGUCUUCAAUCCGUCCAUCCCGUUCACCUGCACGCUUGUCCAAGGUUGCUAUCCGGGGAUGCUCAUCUACAUCAGCGGCCGACCAUACGCGGAACCUGACAGGUUCAACGUGGACCUGGCAUGUGGACCCCGCGGGGUGCCCGCAUCCCCAAUUGCCUUCCACUUCAACCCCCGUUUCUACUACAAGACGGUGGUUCGCAAUUCGUUCCUGGACGGAUGCUGGGGAAAUGAGGAGACGGAAGGAAGGGGAUUCCCAUACCAGGCGGGCGUCCAUUUUGAUAUGAUCAUUCAAGUGCUUCACGACCGCAUCAACGUUGCAAUCAAUGGGCAGCACUACGCGGAGUUCCGCCAUCGAUUUCAACCCAUUUCACAAAUCACUCACCUGCAGAUUGGGGGCGAUGUCUUAAUUGCCUCUGUGAGGUUCCAGUGAUAUAACUUACGAUGAAAAAGAAAACAAAGGGCUUGAUGGUGCAAUUGUGUAUCGAAGCCCGUUAAAAUAUGAUUCGUAAAACAGUACCUGCCUAUCUACUGCAGGGAAGAUGAUUAGCAGAAGUUGUAUUAUAUAUGUUACUAUCUCAGUAAACCAUCCUGUUACCUGUUACCAAAUAUUCUAUAAAGGUUUAUACUCAUGUUUUCAAUUUUCUUUAAAAAGUUUUCAUCGUGGAAUGGAAGAUGAUGUUACCUCGACAACAGUACAAAAGGAACGGAAGGAAUCCGUUGGACUGUUCCUAAUUUAAGCACGAAGCAAAGCACAGUUUGCUCUUACCCUCUUUCCUUCUCAAGGGAUGCCACAGGACAGGUGCGAAAGCUCAAAUUGUGGUGUCCUUUGUGCUUAAAUCACAAACGUGCAGCAGAUGUUUCAGUUCCAUUUGCAUUGCUGUAAAAAUAACGGCAUCUCUAAUUCUGCAAGGAGAAAUUUUUUCACUUUAAUUCCCCUUUAAGCUAUAUUGAUUUAAGAUCUUGCCAAUGUGGAUUAACAUUUAAAAAUACCCAGUGGAGUAUCGUUUGUCUCAUCAAUGACAGGUUGUGGAGUCCUCCGUAAAAAUUGGCGUCCAUUCUGUACGAUUUGAGCAGCUGGUAAACGGAAACACCUAUAACACACGGGGUGUUUCACGUAAUGCUUCGCAAAAAAUAUUUAAAAGCUCGACAUGCAUGAAAAUGGUAGGGUUAAAAGUCUUGUCUUCGUCAAACUUUUGUCACAAGUGACUUUAUAAAAUUUUAACUAAUAUACAUUGAAAUAUUGGCAUUGAAUGAUGCAAUUUGCAAAGUUUUCUUGCAAAAAUUUGUGAAAAAAUGAAGUGGAUUGCACAUUCGCUCAAAUCCUAGUGCAGUGGUAGCAACUCGAAAAAAAAUGUGCCAAAAAGCAAGAACUUGUGUGUACUGCAAGAAGUGAAAUUGCCAUGCUCAGGGGGACAUUAAGCUGUCUGUUCAGUAUUCCUUUUUUCAUGCUCCUGCUGAUAGCAGCAGCAAGUGUGCAAAGCCACAGUUAUAUAGGAUGAGAGUGAGAAUGAAACGGGAAGAGGAAGAAGUAACAUGAAUAUUCAUAUGGGCAGUAUUGACUUGUGUGAGCACCAAGCUGUUAUUCAAGGACAAGAUAGCUGUAUGCACUGCUGACUCAUGAAAUCUCUAGCUGCACAUCUCUAGCUGCGCUAUAUGGCAACACAUGUUCCCACAAACAGGUAUUAGACACGCCGAUACCCGCUUGCUGUACGUAGCUGUCACUUUGUAUGUCCCAUACUAAUCCUUUUUUUUGUUCAUUACAUUGAUGGGGUCACAGCCAGUGAUGGGAAGUAACAUGUACUCAAGUACUGCAUGAAGUACAUUUCUGACUGCUUGUACGUUAUUUAAAGCACAUUUCAAAUUGUAUAGUUUGUACUGUGCUUUUUAAGUAUACUCCGGAGUAUGCUUUUUAAGUAAGUAUUUUGUAUGGUACUUUUCCAUCAAGCAUUCCAGUAUUCAACUGGUAACGCACAUAAAAGCGCUUGUCGAUUAAUAAUUCUUUGUGCCUGACGGGGCCUUUCUUGGAUGAAGGAAAUGCAGUUUGGCUGCCUUGAAAUGCUGAUAAACCAGAAUAACUACUUCUAUAUCCUUCUGUAGUUCAAAGUUGGGAACACGAGAAUACGCGCACAUGUUAUCCACUGCGAUAGUCAGCGCAGUAAUUAAUGUUCGUCUGUUCCAUGUUCACAAGACCUAAUUUUAUUGCUGUGUUCCAUUGUCCCUUUCAGUUUCCAGGUUUUCCCAUUUCAGCAGUGCAUGAUUGGCUUUUACCAACUAUGUGAUGAAUGAAAAAGGGUGAGGCUAGAGGACACGCAUACUUCGUUUACGUGCUGACAUUGAGAAUUCGGUCGCAAACAACAGACACAAAAGACAGGAAGCUUUGCGCUUCCUGUUCUUUUUCUGGCUUCCUUUCUAUCUGAAGAAAACUCGUAUAUAUAUGAUCCCGGUCUGUCGGCUUGUUCUUUUGUUUAAAGGGGCUAUCACAUCUGUCCCGGUGGAUUACGGAACUAUAGUGAUUAUGAUUUGAGUUUUUUUUGGGGGGCGCAAAAGCUACUAGGACUAUAAUCUGAACUAUAGUGCUGUUUUACUCUGCGUUCAUCACUGACGAUAACGCCAAAAAUUAGAGCUGUGCGAAUGUUUGAAAUUUUGAACAUGAAACGAAUAUCUGAUGCUAUUCGAAUACUAUUCGCAACAUACAUAUUUUCAGUAUUCGAAAUAUUCGAAUGUUUUUUGGAAUAGUACUGAAAGCUAGACCUCGCUGUCCUGUUGACAUUCGGCAAGUCGGGUUCGCUUCAUGACGAUAAAGAGUUAGGUGCAGCCCACUUCAUGUUACCGCCAUUGUGCUUUUGGUGUGCGGCUGGUGUGCGGUCUGUAAGUUUGCUUCACCUCUUUGCACUGGAGAGUUAGGUGAAGCCCACUAUACAUUACACUAUUCACCUCAUGGUCAGCAUUGCAGGUUCCAGUACAUGUACCUCCAACUUCAAGAGUUAUGUUCAGUAACGGAUGGAAAUAUGUGCAGUUUCUAAAAAGAAGUACAGAGCAUUCACAUUGUAAACAUGAAAUGAGGAGAUGCACACAAAGCAGGCUACAUGGAUCAUGUUGACUAACUCUCAAUGCAGUUCAUCCCACUAAUGCAGUCUACCAUACACAACACAGAGGCAGCCUUCUCUCACGAUAUGUUAUGCUGGGUGAAAAGGCUCACGCGUUUGGAGCAGAACAUCAUCUAAUAAGCGCAACACCACAAAAUAUUUCACCACGAGGUGUUAGAAAUUAUUCGAAUCGUGCCUUUUCUGAUUAUUAGAAUUCGAUUCACCAUCUGAAGAAAUUAUUCGGAUUCGAUUCGCUGUGAAAGUGAAAUACGCGUAAGCUGUUAACAAUGCAUAUGCUAUUUGCACAGCUCUACUGAAAAUCCGACGCGGAUUGGUGGCGUUGUUCCUGUGCAGUUUGAUGGCAAGAGCAGACGACGCAUAUUGAGCGUAGUCCGGGCUUCCCUGUCUCGAAACGUCACCGGGACAAGGCCAAUCAGUGAGCACACUUUGGCGCUCACUGCAGCCGGAGGGACCUUGGUAGCCUUGGCGACCGACCAGCAGGUGGGAGGGCGCGCUAGAAUUCUAGGGGACGGCGUCUGCUCUCGGACUAGGGGAUCGGCUUGCGGAAUGUUGUUUUUGGGUUAGCUUCGGACGUGUUCGGACAGCCAGCAGCGUAACACUGUGUCCCACACGACAUGGUCACAUGAGAACUCUCCCUUGUAAGAUAAAGGAGGCAUAUUUGCGGAGACCUUUUUACUUAGCAUAUUGCGAUGCGAAUGCCAAGCAGACUUACCUCGUAGACAAUCGCCUGCGCUCUGCUCGCAUUCACGUGCUCGGCUUACACCGUCAUGGUGUUGGCCGCUGAGGGAGUGUGAAUGUUUAAAACUCGUUUAUUUAAUAUGUAAGCUGUUUUCGGAAGAGAAACUUUUGACCAAGUUGAGAAGACCAAGAAAGAAACCAACACGACUGUAAAGUGGUCAUCAGCAAAGAGAGCUGUACACUUGAAUUUGAGAUAUAAUACUUUGCACUAGCACAGCUGACUGCUUGUGCGCAUUUGUAUACAAAAUAUUCCAUCUGUUUCAUUCCUUAUUCAUGAGUAAGCAAUGAACUGGUCUGAAAUGAAAUAGCUAGCAUAUCCUAAAAACGCCAACGAAAAAAAAAAAAACGUAGUUUCGUUCUCACUUUGUGUUACCACCUAACACAGAGACGUUCGAUAAUAAAAUCUACAAUGUGCUCUGCGAAUGAACUUUGCCAAUUACCGUGUACUUCCAGUACAGUUUUGAGGUACUUUGCACACCACUGGCACAAGCGCAUCGUAUAUUUAAUGUGGAAAAGUUUUAACAGAUGCUUGUAGAACUAGCGAACAUGUAACAUGCGCUCGUUUGGGAACAAUUGCUAUGUGUGGUUCCUCAAGCCAAGAAACAUAAUGCAUUCAGUCUGUCUCUAACAAGAAUUGCUUUUGUAUGAAGUAGUAGAUAUGCUGGUUGGUACGUUUGCAUUAUAAAGUGACUAGAGGACAAAGGUACACAAAACAUGCAGAGGGAAUCUUUUCCAUGCCUGCAAGGCUACUUCUCAGACAAGGAAACGGUGAACUAGUUUUGAUUGUACUAAUACGUAAUAAAGGUAUGUUAACUUUCC
Ornithodoros turicata is the source of this 5562-nucleotide messenger RNA. Its product is annotated as galectin-4-like. The record is from RefSeq and is a predicted model, not a curated record. Gene Ontology annotation, molecular function: carbohydrate binding; galactoside binding. The coding region runs from base 333 to 1328 and encodes 331 amino acids. Lineage: Eukaryota; Metazoa; Arthropoda; Arachnida; Ixodida; Argasidae. The transcript is spliced from 9 exons.